UAUCGGGCGGAUGUUUUUCGCGAGAAUAAUACGCCGAGUCGUCGGAUCGUCGUCGUUGCGUGAUAUCAGAUGCACGAGACGGGCUAUAGCCAAUUCUUUAAAUUUGGACAUUGUCGCAAUUUUUGUGGUACAUACACACGUACCACGACUGACCACGUGGGCUGCAUACACCGAAUAACGCAAGCACUGCAUUCAUUCAGCGAGUGUAUCACGUGAUACUGUCAUCUGUCGCAUUGAGAACGUGAUCGAGACGACGAGAUACGCCGGAGGUUUCACCGAGAGUCUACGCGUCGACGAAAGAGGUUAGGUUGCCGAUCGUAAAUAGUGUCACGUGCAUUCGAAAAUUGCGAAUCUCGUUUCGAGAAUUCCAGAGCGGAAAGGUAGGGAAAAUGCAACAUCGUUAAUUGCGUAAAUCGUAACUAUCGACUUUAAGAUUUCUUAUCAAAUCAGUUACAGCCGAUCAAAACUGCUGCGCGAUAGAAAUAUGACCGAUUACUUUACAAUUGCAUGAAAAAAGUUUCAUAUGAUGUUAUAAAGUAAGAUUAAGAGAAUUACGGAAAUAUAUUGUUUGUAUAGCGUCGGUGCUCUGAAUCGAAAAAUUGUAUGUGUAGCUUGUUAACAAAAGAUAGAAUAUAUAUUCCACUCGUUUUUACAUUGAUUAAGUUUGACAAAGAUAGGAAAAUAUGGUAGAUCAAGGCCUGUUCUCGGAGCACAUGUAUAACAAGAAGUUUCAAGAAGAAUUCAAAGAGUACUGGCACUCCCAAUCUGAUUUUAAAAAUGUCGAUUUUGAAAUUAUAUCAAAGCCCUUUAGGAUUUGUAGAAUAUCAAAUUUUUUAAAAAACGAGAGGUUUAUAGAGAAUUUAAAGUGCGAAUUGGAAAAUCAUGAUCAUAAACGCAAAGUUACUGAUCUCUAUCAAUUUGAGAAAACUGAUGAUUUGUGUGAUGCCUCCGACUACUGUACCCAGAUGUUGUACAAAUCUUUCCAAAAAGAUUUGGCAUUGUGGAUGGAGCGCAAUACGAAUAUUAAGCUAAACAAAACUAUCUCAAUGUCAAGUGCUCGUUACUAUGAAACAGAUUAUUUAUUGUGUCAUGACGAUGAUAUGGGUGAUAGAAGAAUAGCUUAUAUAUUAUAUUUGUCAAAAGGUUGGACAGAAGAAGACGGAGGUGCUUUAGAUCUUUUUGAUACGGAUGAGCAUGGUUCACCUAUGAAAGUAGUAAAAUCAUUAAUUCCGGAAUAUAAUUCUCUUGUAUUCUUCGAAGUUGUAGACAAUUCCUAUCAUCAAGUAGCCGAAGUAAUGACCGAUGACAAAUGCCGGUGGUCAAUUAAUGGUUGGUUUCACGGUCCUUUAAAAGAAUGUUAUCAAGCUAAAUCGCCAAGACCUGAAUCAAUAAAAAAUUUCAUAGAACCGAGCACCACCGAAGUAGAAUUAAGUUCUUGGAUCUCUAAACGUUAUCUAUUACCCAAUAUAAUGGAUCAAAUUCAUGAGAAUGUCAUGAAAGAACCUUACACAUUUCUUGAAAACUUUUUAAAAGAAUCUGUAUUCAAGCAAAUUGCGAAUGAUUUGACGUCACAAGAUAUUAGUUGGCAGAUGAUUGGCCCUGCGGACAUACGUCAUUACGAGAUAGCCGAUGAACAAACCUUACCAAAACUAUUGAAAGAUUUUUAUAAUUUAUUUAAAUCUAUCUCCUUUUUUCAAUUGCUACGGAAAUACACGGGGCUUGAUCUUGUGCCCGACGAGAAGACUAUGAAACCUAAGAUGACGAUAGAAUUGCAGAGAUGGUCGGCGGGGUGCUAUACAUUACUGUAUGAUAAAUCGCUAUUGAAAGAUAGCUCAGAUGAUGUAAAAACUCCCCAACUCGACGACGACGUAAAUAUUACAGCAUCGGCUGGUGCAUCGACGUCAAAGUCCUCGACUGAAAGAAUCUUGAAUACAAGUCAAUUGAAAAGGAAAAGGCUCGGCUCUUCUUGUCCAACUGUCACAAAUUUGUCUCAUAAAAAGGUAACUAAAUAUCUCGAUACCCAAUCUGACGUUAGCACGCAAUCCCUGAGUAAGGACCUCGGACAUGAUGCGGAUGCGAGCAAAACUUCUUCGCUUCAAGAUGAGGAAUUGUCUCCUAGUGACACAUCAGCCAGUGACAGCGAGAAUGAUUCCAUCAAUAAAGAAGAAUACACGCUUGACCUGAUAAUACAAUUUCACACAGAAAACGAGCAGGGAGUACCAAAAACAGGCGACACGAUAGAUUUUAUAGAUCCUAGUCAAGAGCAAGGCACUCUAAUUCAAAUACCAACGUUAGAUAAUCAUUUUUGUCUAGUUUAUAGGUCAUUGAUGGUAUAUCGUCUUCAACAGUAUUUGAAUCAUCUCUAUGAAGGCUAUUCUUAUAAUUUGAUAUGUUCGUAUUAUGAAUAAUCGCGCAUGUAGUGUAGUAUUAAACUCUCGUUAUAAAUUGAUAUCGUUCUAUCGAAGAAAAUCUAAAGAAAGAAAGACCAAAAUUAUUUUUUAAUUAUUUGAUUCUGUUAACGAAAAUAGCAGUCUUGGAUCGAGAUAACAAUAUUUGUUUUGCGAAUGAAUUGUAAAUAUAAUAUUCGUAUUUUAAUAAAAUUUAUCGUGAGGAACAAGUGAAAUUUUCUUUUUAGUAAAAAAAUACGUUAGCCGUGAUAGUUAGGUAUGCAUGAAAAAAAUUGCGGAUAUUAUUCACGAAAAAGUUAAGAAAUUAAUUUAAUAAAUAUACCAAAGAAUGCUAAUACUGAUGUUAAAUAAGAUAAUUAGUAAAGAUAUAGUAAAUAAAUAUAUAUUCC
Messenger RNA from Formica exsecta, 2797 nucleotides. RefSeq names its product prolyl 3-hydroxylase OGFOD1 (gene sud1). The record is from RefSeq and is a predicted model, not a curated record. The transcript is spliced from 2 exons. NCBI's taxonomy places the organism in Eukaryota, Metazoa, Arthropoda, Insecta, Hymenoptera, Formicidae. Gene Ontology annotation, molecular function: iron ion binding; peptidyl-proline dioxygenase activity; L-ascorbic acid binding. The coding region runs from base 684 to 2408 and encodes 574 amino acids. Gene Ontology annotation, biological process: regulation of translational termination; peptidyl-proline hydroxylation. Gene Ontology annotation, cellular component: cytoplasm.